AAAUCAUAAAACAUAACAACAUAUUGUGGCGACGAAAAAAAAAAGUGAAGACUGUAAACAAAUACUAAACAGUGUUUUCGAAUUUACUAUUUCAACGCUGUUUAUUGCUAUCAUGUCAGCUCCUACAUCAACUUCAAGUGCAAGAAAUCUUUUUAUUGAAUCUAAAGCUCGUUUGUCAGAUAGAAUUCAAGUCAACGUAAACAAUACAGGUUCGAUAGCAAAGCAGAUAGUCCGUGGAUCUAAAUCUAACGAGACAUUAAUGCACACUGCUAGAAACUUUGCUUUACAAGAGUAUGCUUUAGAAAAUUCAGAAACUAAUUUGAAGAGGAUGCAGCUGUUGACAAAUCACUUAAAUUUGCAAUUGGACAACAUUCAAAAAAGUGCUCUACUUAUUGAGGAUGUGAAGGAACAAUUGCAUCAAAUCCUUUCAUAAUCUUAUUACUGAAUGUCAUUUUGAAUAUUUUUAACAUAUCUGAAACAUAAGAUCUUUUUUAUAUUCUUUUGUUUUGUAAUGCAUGAGUCUAUUACAAGAAUAUUAUUUAUUAAAUGUAUAUAUGAAUAUGUAUAAUGAAUGUAUAUAAUUAAAUAUUCUCAAUUCAUUUGACUUA
Molecule: messenger RNA, 608 nt
Organism: Argiope bruennichi
Lineage: Eukaryota; Metazoa; Arthropoda; Arachnida; Araneae; Araneidae
Gene: BORCS7
Product: BLOC-1-related complex subunit 7-like
Exons: 5
Coding region: 113-433 (106 amino acids)
Cellular component (GO): BORC complex
Source: RefSeq, a predicted model, not a curated record